Fonsecaea multimorphosa CBS 102226 is the source of this 1014-nucleotide messenger RNA. RefSeq lists its product as uncharacterized. Lineage: Eukaryota; Fungi; Ascomycota; Eurotiomycetes; Chaetothyriales; Herpotrichiellaceae. Bases 1 to 1014 code for a protein of 337 amino acids. The record is from RefSeq and is a predicted model, not a curated record. Gene Ontology annotation, biological process: protein processing. Gene Ontology annotation, cellular component: Dsc E3 ubiquitin ligase complex; endoplasmic reticulum. The transcript has a single exon.
AUGUCCCUAAAACCACCAUCCCUCCUGCAGCAGCACCAACGACAACCACCACAGGGCGAGCAAGACCCGGACUUUGAAAUCACGAUCCGCUUCUCUGCCUCUCUCCCGGACCUCCAACUCUCGAUCCCGGCCUCUGUGAAUGCAAAUGCAGCCACGUUAAAGCAGCUCAUUCGGUCGCGCAUCCCAGAUGCAUACGCCAAACACCGCAUUCGAUUGAUCCACGCGGGCAAGGCCCUGGUGGACGAUGUCCCGCUCACGAGCUCGUUGAAGAGGAACGUCUCCCGCCCACCGAGCCGGAUUGGCACGCCUGGGCCGUACGAUGAGAGAUCCAAUAAUGGCGCAGCGACAGCGAGGGGGAAUAAUAAUGCCGGUGACGGUGGCGGGAAAGGAGACACUGGGAAAGGCAAACAACCGGUGCGAGAUCCGCCGUCGCAGUCGCAGUCGAGAAUCUACAUCCACUGCUCGAUAGGGGACAUCGUCCUCUCCGCCGCAGAACUGGCUGCCGAGGCUGCCAUUGCCGCUGCAGCUCAACCGACAGAUGAUCAAGAUGUGGAGGAGGAUAAGGCGGGCGAUCGAAAUCAGCAAACUACUACAACGACACCCGCGCCUCGCGGCUUCGACCGUCUCCUCAACGCCGGCUUCAGCGCCGCAGAAGUCCAAUCCCUCAGACUCCAGUUCCUCGCUAUUCAGGCGCACACACACACCCCAGACACGAUGCCGUCGCCCAACACGCUCAGAAACAUGGAAGACCGGUGGCUCGACAACUCCAACUCCACAGGCGCGGCGAAUGCCGAUCUGGGCACAGACACGACGGCGGUGCUAGGCGACGAUGACGCCCAGGCUGGCGCUCUGGACGACAUCAUCUGGGGCACGGCCAUGGGGUUCUUCUGGCCCAUCGGGUGUCUGGUGUGGGGCGUGCGCGAGGAGGGGAUCUGGAGUCAGCGGCGCAAAAUGGCCGUGAUUGUCGGGUUUCUGCUCAAUAUAGGGUUGGGCGUUAUCAGGUAUACGGGUUGA